AUGGUUGAUGUGAAAGAGAAUACUCGUAUCCUGGAAACCAAUAUAGGUAAAGGUACACUGAUCAAACCAGAGACCUUUGUGCUGUCCAGUUCAAAUGGAACUGACUAUGUGAAAGGCAUUGUGACACUGGUUGGUGACCUACUAUGCAAAGCUGAUCUGACAUUAAGACCACACAGAAACACCAACCAGCUAGUGAAAACCUAUGUUAGGGAUGAUAUGCCAUGGAGGUUACAACAGGUUCAAGAUGUUGGCAAUCAUAUAUAUUCAGCCAUUGAGAUCAUCAAUAGUAAAGAUAUAGACUAUGAAUUCCAGUCAGCGGAGGAGGUUAACAAAUUGAUGGAUGAAAUUCUGAGUCAGCUGAUGCGAGCGAGGCAGAGGUUUCUGAAUCCACUUAUUCCGUCCCUACAAGAAUUAUACCACAGUAGAUACACGAAGUCCUUAACACCACCCUUACCGCAUGAGAGUAUGGUGAACUUUUACAUCCUGGGUACCAAGCUUGUUCUUCAUACUUAUUAUCUUCAUCCUCUGGCUCUGCCUAAGGCACACAACCAGAAAGGACUGUCAUCCUCGGAAUCAAAGAGCAGAUUAUUAGACCUAGGGCCAAUCAAGUAUGAGUUGUUCUCCCAGAAUACAGUAGAGUGUGCUGUCCCAUGGGUUGAGGAAGUCACAGCCUGUCUGGCCUUUGCAAUGCAACUAUGUCAAGAACUCAAAGACAAGGUGUCCGUGUUUGCAUGCUGUUGGGAUGAGUACAGGUGAUGUACAGCUCUUGCCGAAACCACCAAACCAAAGAUGGUGAAUGGUUACCCUUUCAUUCUUCAUUCAGCACCAUUCCUUCUUGUCUAUUGUAGCAUCAGAGAUGAGUUCAGCCACCAGUCUGUUUCAUCCAGCUAGAGAAUCCAAGCUUCCAGAGCAACUUAAGAUUGUGCUGCUUUCAAGAAAUCCCUGAAAUUAUUUAGAUUUUUGCUAACAAGCAUGCAUUGUUUUAUUGUUAUACUUGAAUAGUCUCUCAGUCAAGACAGGGGCAAACAUCUAUGAUAAUUUGAAGAUCCAAGAUGUAUGUGGAGCUCAGCAUUAAUUGUUUUAUUGCCGCAACAAAAAUCAUGUUUUGUAAAAUUAGUAUAAUUUUGAAUAACUUUAGGAAAGUGCAUUGCCAUUAUAUUGCCCUUUGUUGUUAAAAUAAUGAUCAAAAUUCACAAAGAAGGAUGAGGGGGGGAGGGGUAUGGUGGGGGUUAAACCUCUGCCUUUUUGUCUAAGCACCUUAAAGGGAUGGUCCAAGCUGAACAUAUUUAUAUCUAAAUAAAUAGAGUAAAAUUCACAGAAGACAAUGCUGAAAAUUUCAUCAAAAUCGGAUAACAAAUAACGAAGUCAUUGAAUUUAAAGUUUAUCAAUAUUUUGUGAAAUCAGUCAUAUGCACAUCGUCAUGAAUAUUUUAUAACAUGUAGGUGGGCUGAUGAUGUCACAUCCCCACUUACCCUUUUUCUUAUUUUAUUACAUGAAAUCAUAAUUCUUUCAUUUUUUCAUACAUGUGUAAAUGAUGUGUCUCCAUUAUGAUGAAAUAAGUUGUGGCAAUAAAUAACUAAUGCACUUAAACAGUUGUCAAUCCAAUUGGUUUAGUUCUUGGUAGAAAAAAUUGAAUAAACCUAAUUUCAUAUAAUAAAAUACAAAAGAACAAGUGGGAAUAUGACAUCAUCAGCCUAUCUAAUGAAUAUUCAUGACAACAUGCCUAGAACUGUUUCACCUGAAUAAUGCAAAUCUUUAAAAUUCAAUAAAUUUGUUAUUUGUUAUCCGAUUUUGAUGAAAUUUUCAGCAUUUUUCUCUGUGAAUUUUACUCUAUUUAUUUAGAUAGAAAUAUUUUCAGCCCGGACCAUCCCUUUAAAAUAAUCCCAAAUAGAUGCAAGUUGGUCUGAUCCAGUAUGUGAUGCAUGUUUAAAAGCUUGGAGGAAAUUCUAAGAAAGAGGGUUAAAAUCUCCUUUGUGAAUUUUUGGUCAGUAUCUUCAUUGAGAAAAAUCAAUCUCAAAAUAUGAGAAACCUCCAAGAGGUGUAUGUUUCAUGUCCUGAAAGUACUGUAAAGAAUACUUAAUUUUGAUGGAUAUAGGUAAAAUAGGCAGCACACAAGAGCUAUAAUUAUUUUCCCAUUCCAACUGAUAGAUACGAGUGACUUUCUCAGCUUUUCAUUACAUGACCUGUACAAGAUUUUUGUUUCUACUUAUGAAUUUUGGAACUGGGUAAAACAUUGCAAUUAAAAUAUCUCUUGGAGAAGUCAUGAAAUCAAUAUUUAUCUUUACUUAUGCUUUUAUUUGUAACCUGGUAAAAGUGUCUCAUUUGAAUAUAUCUUGGGGGAUUUAUGAAAAUAAUAAAUCGAUGUUGAUUAUGAUAUCACAAACAAGUUCAUUUUUUGGGAUUAAAAAAAAAUUUAAACCAAUUCCUCCACUGUUACAUAUUUGCACUCCAACAUAUCAAAGAAUGGUGCAGAAUUUUAUUUGAAGCAAAAGCUUCAUCUAAAUGUUAUGUAUAUAAGAGAUAGAGUUAUUUAUGAGAUGUAUAUAUAGCAUAUUGCAGUGUAGUAUUAGUGUUACAAGAGUAACCAAAGAUAUUAUCAGUUGAGAGACAGAAGGAUGCUCUUGUAUGUAGUCCCACAUAUAUGAGUUUAAUGCCCUCCUGAAUCUCAAAAUGUAAUAUGAUGGUAGAGGAUAGUUCUAUGCGCCAUGCACCUUUAACCUGAUGUCAGAUAAAAAAAUUGAGAAGAUUGCUGAAAAAGUGAGACUAGUGAUGGAUGAAAGCUACACAAGUACUCUUUGCAAUAUAAGGGAACAUUCAACAUCAUGAUUGAAGGCAAAAAGAAAUUCAGAUAAACCUAUAUCUAUGCAUGUAAAUUACAAUAUUUAUUUAAUUCAAAGCAUUGAUGUAUUUGUUCACAAUUACAUUAAAGCUUUGUCUUGAUAGUGUGCAACAAAGCUCAUGAUAGAAUCUUUUGCCUCCGCAGCAUUUCAACAUUUUUCGUCAAGACGGCUGUAAGCUGUUGUCCAGUCAGGUUCUUCGAACUGUUAGUGCAAAAUAAGAUUUAUCCACGUUUGCGCAGGUGGCAGGGGCAAACUCCUGACAUCAUUUAAGAAGGCUCAUGCAAUCAUGAUGAAAUCAUCAUAAUAUGUGUUUUUACGCCCACAAACUUAGACAAUUUUAAAGACUUGGAGCACGUUAUUUCUGAAUACUAUGUAAUAUAUUGCUUAGCAUUACCUCAUCAUAUCUGAAGUAAGGAUUUACGGUGUAAAAAAGUGUUUUAGUAUCACAAAAUCCACACUUAUAAUUGAUCAACUCACUAAUCACACCAUGGAUUGGAAGAGGCAUGCCACAUGAGCCAACUAUUCUCUACCAUAUACAUGUACAUGUAGGAGUAGAUUAGUCUUCCUCCAGACAGAAUUAUUAUCACCAUGUGAGCAAUCUACUUAUGUAUUCAAAGAAAGAAGUGAUUUGAAUUUCCAAUUUGUUUUUUAUAUGUGAUGGAUCUAAUUUCAGAUGAGUAUUAGAAAGAAUUUAAUUUUACAGACACAUCAUUAAAAAAAAUGCUGUGCAAUUAUUUUUCUAUAGCAGUAUUGAAUUUCUAUUUUGACUGAGAUACAAUUAAAAUUCCCCAGCAUUUAUCAAGAAGUCUACCCUGAUGUUAGCAUGUUUUUAAAGAAAGCUGGAAAAUAAGAGGAAUAUUCAGUUUGAUGGGAAUCCAUUAAAUGAUAUAAAAAAAACACAGUCGAGCAGGCUGCAAAGUGACAUGAAGAUAAUAUUUUUAAAAAAUUGUGACUCAAUUUCUUUGAUUCUCACUGAACCGUUAUUGAGAUGUUUCUCUAAUAUCUAUUUUGCUUCUAUUUGCCUUCUUGAUGAAGCCCUUAACACCAAGGAUGUGAAGAAAUAUUAAAGGCAAGCCAUAACCAAAGAACCAUUGCUACGCCCAUUCCUGUCUAGACUUGGGGGCUUCAUAAUUUCAAUCUAAUAUAUUACAUUUUUUCUAAUAUGCUUACCACAAAUUUUGCCACUGUUAUUUAUGUCUAAUGGGAAUGGAAAUGCCUGGUCUGAUUAGUGUCAAUGAAUAGUUCAAAUUAUUUUAUGUCAACAUUAUAAAGUUAACAUUUUUAAGAAACGAUGUAAAUUUAACAAAACUUGGAUCAUGCAUGUUGCAAGAGAAAGCAUUGAUAUUGAUUUAUUAACCUUUCAGAACUAUUUGAUUAGGCUUAAUCCAAAUGAAUGUCAAAACUGCACAAAAAUCAGUUUGAAUCAGUUGCACAAGGCAGUAUUGUUUUGUAUUAUGUUGGUAUGUUUGUCUUCUGUUUUUUAGAACUUUUUCCCAGGGCCCCCUUUCACAAAACUUGAAUAAGUCUACUUAUCUCCUAAUUGCACAGGCAACAGUACAACAAUUAAGUGAUUACUAAGACUUAUUGUGGUUUUGUGAAUAUGGGACCUUGUGAAUAGUGGUCACUGUAGUAUAUUAUUGGUAUGGUGUCUUUGACUAUCAGGGAGAAUCGUUAUCUUCAGAAUAUUAUGCUUUGCAAGAAAUCAGGUUUGGCCAUAAAUUUGUAUUGUUACAAAGCACCUAGUAGUGGCUUUAGUAUUAAUCACUGCAGAUAAUUUGCUGAUGUACAUUAAGUUUUGCAGUAAAUUUUUUUUUUUUUUUCUACAAGAGUUUUGCUGCAAGAAAAAAGAAGGAAAGAAUAAUCAAAAUUGUGUCCAUAUUCAUCAUUAGAUGAAGAGUACUAUCGCCAUAACAAAAAGAAAUUUGUUACACUUAUUUUUUAUAUUUCUACUGCAUUUCUUUUACAGUAGUGUUGCCAAUGUAUAUAAAGGCAUGCUUUGAUAUAAUUGGUAAAACAUGGUAGAAUUUCUGUUGGUAUUGGUUUUAAUAUGGUGCUAAUGUAUUCUGAUUC
Messenger RNA from Lytechinus pictus (painted urchin), 4910 nucleotides. RefSeq names its product protein rogdi homolog. The record is from RefSeq and is a predicted model, not a curated record. Bases 1 to 756 code for a protein of 251 amino acids. Gene Ontology annotation, cellular component: RAVE complex. The transcript has 10 exons. Lineage: Eukaryota; Metazoa; Echinodermata; Echinoidea; Temnopleuroida; Toxopneustidae.